This is a messenger RNA of Girardinichthys multiradiatus, 3340 nucleotides long. Its product is annotated as glucagon-like peptide 2 receptor. Gene Ontology annotation, molecular function: glucagon receptor activity; peptide hormone binding. The transcript is spliced from 13 exons. The coding region runs from base 335 to 1930 and encodes 531 amino acids. Gene Ontology annotation, biological process: cell surface receptor signaling pathway; adenylate cyclase-modulating G protein-coupled receptor signaling pathway. Lineage: Eukaryota; Metazoa; Chordata; Actinopteri; Cyprinodontiformes; Goodeidae. Gene Ontology annotation, cellular component: plasma membrane. The record is from RefSeq and is a predicted model, not a curated record.
CUUCAAAGAUUUACUAAAUGGAUCAUUGGAAAAUUUAUUGAAUCGGAAAGAUUUUUUUAAGAUUUUUUAAGCAUAAUUGGAAACCAGGUUAAGUGAGCAGUUAAGUGAGCAGUUAUCAUGUUUUUUGAUUAUUAUUUUCUAAUCAGUAACCCAAAAAAUUCUUAAAGGAUUUACGUGAAAAAAACAUCCAAGUUCAACUACACCUGACCUUCCACUGUGCUGAGAAGAUGUGCCGAGCUGAAGCUAGACUGACCGAGGGGCCUGACGAGUCUGUGGAGGAGGUUUGAAUUGUGGGAUCCGGCAAAAGAGCGUUUCGAUGUGAACUUCCAGCAUCAUGCCAAACCUGCUGGCAGCCCAGCACAAGAGGAGCAAACUCCUACUUCUUCUGCUUUUUAUGGUCUUCCACAAGCAGAAAGCGACAGGUUCAUUGCUUGAAAGUCUCAUUUCUAAACGCAUGGAAUACUGGGAGAAUUGCAAUAGAACCCUGUCUUCUGCUCCGUUUCCAGCAAAUGGAAACUACUGCAAAGGAACUUUUGAUUUGUUUGUAUGCUGGCCCCAUUCAUCUCCGGGGAAUGUGUCUGUCCCUUGUCCUCCUUUUUUACCAUGGAUCACCAAGGAUGACAACAGGCGGGCACAUCGUGAAUGCUUAGAGAAUGGGAGCUGGAGACAGAUGGAGAACUCCUCAGACCCCUGGCGAAAUGAUUCUGAAUGUGUGGAGGACCAAUACUUUAAAGACAAAGAGGAUGAAAUGCUUCGCCAUUCCGCCCUCAGGCUCAUCUCUGUCAUCGGCUAUUCCCUGUCGCUGUUCUCCCUCACUCUGGCCACUCUCCUUAUAGGCAUCCUGAGGAAGCUCCACUGCACCAGAAACUACAUCCACAUGAACCUUUUUGUCUCAUUCAUCCUGAGAGCAGUGGCCGUCAUCUUAAAGGAAAUAAUUCUCCAUAUCAUGUAUUCCAACCUACCCGAGGACGACCCUGGAUGGAACUCCUACCCGAGCUCUGCGAUAGCACUACUGUGCAAAUUCUCCAAAGUGUGUAUGGAGUACUUUGUGGCGUGUAAUUACUUCUGGCUCUUGGUGGAGGCCAUUUUCCUUCAUACACUGCUCUUCACAGCUGUGCUAACCAAGAGGUGUCUGCUGAAGAAAUACAUGCUGCUAGGAUGGGGAACCCCAGUCCUGUUUGUGACUCCAUGGACAGUGGUUAAGAUUCUAUAUGAAAAUACAGGGUGCUGGUCAAUCAUGAACAGAUGGUUCUGGUGGAUAAUACGAGGCCCGAUUACUUUAUCAGUACUGGUAAUUUUCUUCAUAUUCAUCAAAAUUCUGAUGCUGUUGUUGUCCAAGCUGAAAGCCGAUCAGCUGAAAUUUACUGACUACAGAUACAGUUUGGCCAGGGCAACGCUGGUGCUGAUUCCUCUGCUGGGAAUCCAUGAAGUGGUCUUCACAGUGCUAAUAGAUGAAUGUGUGGAGGGCAACAGCCGCUAUGCACGAAAUUUUAUCAAUCUCACACUCAGUUCCUUCCAGGGAUUCUUGGUUGCUGUGCUGUACUGUUUUGCUAAUGGAGAGGUCCAAACUGAGCUGAAAAAGCGCUGGCAACUGUUUUUGUUCACAAACCACUUCAAGGUCCGGACCUGUUUUCAAGGAGCAAAUCUGAAGCACCUUUGGAAAUGUACUCGACAUCAGCGCAGGCAGCGCUCUCGGCAGUUUGACUCCUACGGCGAAGGUGCCACUUCAAUGGCUCAACCACACCUCCUUCAGGUGGCUGUGCAUGGAGGAGCUGGGCCUCUUGUCCUUGGGCAACUUAAAGGCCAAGGACUCCAGGGCUACGACUCACCAGGGCUUGACUUUCUUACCAGGAAGAGUCUUUCUAGUAGCGAUGGAGAGAUGACGCUUGGGGAGACCAUGGAGGAGAUCCUGGAAGAGAGCCAGUUCUGAAACCAGUUGGUUUCUCAGUAAAAUCCAAACAAAUGGGGGCCAGAUAAUGAAUGUUUAGUUACCCAGAUCUCUCUGGGGGUUUGGUGUGGUAAAGACUUUAACCUUACUCCUAACUUUAAUCCUUUGCACAAGAUGGCUAUGUGAUACGGCCACAAAAACAAACUCCUCUUCACACUGCCUAAGACUUUUACUCAUUUGCUACUCGAGCCAAUCACUUCCUGUGACACUUAGCAGCAAGAGACAGCUGUGUCUUUGGUUAUGAUGGCAUGCUGCUCCAACCCCCACCUCCACCGCAUUUUUACUGCAAACUCAGCUCUCUCACUACCUUUCUUAUCGGCUGUGAGGAGUAACAGCAACAAGUUUUCUUUAGCAUCGUAUGCCGCCAUGGUCUUUACUAAGGUCACAUAGAGACAGCAUAAAAAGCAUCUCAGCCUUGACUCGACUGUAUCGUGUGAAAAGUGCUUUUGAGGUCAUAUCAUUUCCUAAAAAAUAUUGAUCUCAACACAAGGAAAGAACUUUCAGUAAAACUUCAUGCUAAUAUUGAAGACAUCCUAACUGUGAAAAAUGUAGUCUUCGUUGGCUCCUUCUAGUGACUAUAUUGAGAUUUUACAGGGAAAGACAACAGUCAAAGCCAGACUUCAACUACCACAGCCACAAUCUUCUGUGAACAGAAGGACUUAAGUUAUCCCUUAAAUGCAGAAGUAUUUCACAGCAUCCUGUACUUUGCAACAUUGUGGCUUUCGCUGGUACUGUUAGGUAUCUAUGUGAAAAUGUAGAUUUUCCAUGGCAUUAUACAGUAAGGAUACCCCUCACAAACACUAACUAAACUAACUAUUCCACCCGCACAUAAUUUAAACACAGAAUUCUCCAUUUAUUGAAUCUGUGCAUUCUUGUGACAAAAUUGAUUCUAGACAUUCCUUGAAAUGGUGACUGUGAUGGUAAAAUUGUGCAGGGGGAAAUUAACACAUAGUACUCAGUGCACGGUCAGUUCAGUUUUUGGUUUGCUGCAUUAUACAUGAAAGUGUUUUUCCUUAGAAUCUCCCAUUCUAUCAAAGGAAACAGUUAAAUCUGGUGCAAUUAUUGAAAUCUCAUAGGAAGUUUUUUUUUUUUUUAGAAUGUGUAAACAGUUGCUGCUUGGUGGUUGUUUUUUUACAUUUAUUGAAAGAAGUCAUUAUGGGUCCAAGGACAUACAACGAUACAGAUGUGAAGAAAGUACUGCAGUUUAAAGAAUUGCAACUUAAAAGCUUGUAAAACAUGUUUAAAGAAUGAAAAAAGUGAAAAACUCCCGCUGUUUUUAACUCUGCUAUGUCUCAACUCCUUUUAUUUAUGGAUUUGGUUACUGUCAUCUAAGAUAUGGAAGCAAAUCGUUACCAUAUUUCAAAUGAAAAAGCAUUUUCAGAAAUGCUUUUU